AUGAAAUCUACUGUAAACUACCAAUAUGACUACGAGGAGUUCGACUACAGAGAUGAAGUUUGCAAUAAAACAGACGUUCUCAGAUUUGGAUCCAUCACGACCCCGAUAUUCUUCUCCGCAGUGAUCGCCCUGAGUCUCGUGGGGAACAUCUUGGUCCUCGUGGUCCUGGUGCUGUACGAUACCCUCCGAUCGCUCACAAAUACUUUCAUUCUACACCUGGCCCUUUCGGACUUGGUCUUCACGUUCGGACUGCCGUUCUGGGCGUAUGAUCAUCUGUGGGGAUGGACGCUCGGAGAGAGAACCUGCAAAGCCGUUAAUUUUGUCUUCUACGCCGGAUAUUACAGCAGCAUCGUUUUUCUAAUGAUAAUGACCAUCCACCGCUAUCUGGUGGUGGUCCAUCCACUCUCUGACUUUGGAACCAGGAAGCAUUUAUAUGGGAUCAUCGCCUCCUCCAUUAUCUGGACAGUGAGCUUUGCAGCAGCCGUCCCCUCCCUCCUCUACACCAAGGUCGUACUCCACAACGGAGUGUUGUACUGCACGUACGACGACAUAACUUGGAAGACGGCUUCGGCUUUCGGGCAAAACAUAGUUUUCUCGCUGGCGUUUUUGGUGAUCGCCUUCUGUUACGCCAACAUUCUGCGGAAAAUCCUCCGAUCGAGAUCGCACGCAAGGCACAUAACCGUGAAGCUAAUCUUCGCCGUGGUUGUGGUGUUUUUCGUGGGAUGGGCGCCGUACAAUACGAUGAUAUUUCUGAGAUCGCUGGCGGAUUUGCAGGUGCCACCUUUCGACCAGUGCGAAAUCAGUAUCGCGGUUGAUUAUGGGUUUUAUGUCUGUCGUCUGAUUGCCUUCUCUCAUUGCUGCUUGAACCCCGUCUUUUACGUCUUUGUUGGCGUGAAGUUCAGGACCCACCUAACAUGUGAGUUUAACAUGGAUGUCAUGUAG
Conger conger (European conger) is the source of this 942-nucleotide messenger RNA. Its product is annotated as chemokine XC receptor 1-like. The record is from RefSeq and is a predicted model, not a curated record. NCBI's taxonomy places the organism in Eukaryota, Metazoa, Chordata, Actinopteri, Anguilliformes, Congridae. The transcript is spliced from 3 exons. Gene Ontology annotation, molecular function: chemokine receptor activity. Bases 1 to 942 code for a protein of 313 amino acids. Gene Ontology annotation, cellular component: membrane. Gene Ontology annotation, biological process: G protein-coupled receptor signaling pathway; immune response; chemotaxis.